AUGGUUGUUAACGCUCCGGAUACUCCUACACAGGCAGGAGUAAUUUUUGUUAUAGAAACUACAUCUGCUAAUAGCGCGUUUAUAUCUGAGUUAAAAACAAAUUAUAUCGUGCCAACAUUAGAGUACUUCCAUGGCGGAGCCAUAGAAGAAGGUAUUGGCAGUGGUUCAGUGUAUGGUAUUGUAACAUACCAGGCUGCGGAUUGUCAUCCCGACCUCCCCGUAUCCACAUUUGGCCCAUUUACAUGCCCCAAGAGUGUUGUGGAUACUAUUGAUAAUUUAGAGUUUAUAGGAGGUCACGCGGAGAGCAGGGCGUGUGUAACAGAGGCAUUAACAGCUGCUGUAGCAUGCUUUGAAGAUAUAGGCCGGUCGGACAUUCCACUACACGUGGUACUACUGUGCUGUUCGCCUCCAUACUCAGCGUAUACCGGAGGUUUAGUGCCACCAGGAGCACCAGCAACAGUAGAACAGGCGGCAAAACUUUUAGGUGAACGUGGAAUACAUCUCUCAGUAGCAGCGUCUAAAAAGUUACCGGCUCUUCUGGCCCUGUAUGAGCAUGCCGGGGGCGAGCUACAUACUGCCCAGCAGAGGAAUUAUGCUAAGGACCCUCGUCACCUGGUGCUGCUGCGCGGCUACAGUCUCAAAGAGCGACCGCCCAGCCCAGCACCACCUCCAGUGCCUGAAGUACAACCGGAAACGUUUGUGCAAGCCCCCCGCCCUCCUGUGCCUACAAUAAGGGCCCCCUCAGCGCAGUUUAACCCCCGGUCCGUGGGUCCAGUGAGGAACAACUGGAUGGCCCCCCGACCGGCGCCCUAUGCUAACUCUGCACUACUGACUCAACUGUCGCAGCCUUCCUACCCGCCGCCUACACAGGCGAGUAUGCAGCGCACCCCCAUCCCCCAGGCGGGUCCGUCGUCCGGCGUGUUCGCUGGAGCCCAGCGGACGUUUAUAUGGAGUGGCCUGCUCGAGUGGCUGGAGAAGGGGAAGGCGGCUGGAGAGCAGAAGGUCUUGAGGCAUCUACCUUGCCAGGUAUCAGCUAAUUCAAAAGAUAUAGAACCUGAACUAAAAGUGGACACUUGGCCCAAUAAACUAUUGAUGCAGCUCAUGCACAAACAGAUUAUCAGCAACAUCGGUGGACAGUAUCUGAAAGAUAGCAAAUCAGUGCUAUUUCAUUUUCAGCAGAAUGAAGCUCUCGAAUCUCUUACUAAAGUUAUGAUUAAUGGUUUCGCGGGAUGUGUACAUUUUACACCUUCAACGACACCCCAACAGUGUGACAUCAGGGUGUUGAUACUGCUGUACACGCCAGACAAGAAAGCCUACCUCGGCUUCAUACCGAACAAUCAGGCUACGUUUGUAGACCGAAUGAAAAAGGUAAUUCAGCAGCAGAAAAUAAAUACCCGAAUGCCGACGGCCACUACCAUGACUGGUACCCAAAAUUUAGGUGCAGUUAGUAUGUCAUCAGGGAUGGGUCAGAUUAACAAUACGGGUAUGACGAUAUCGAUGCCGGCCAUGUCGUCGAUAUCGAAUCAGCAAUCUCAACAGCAUCAGCAAUCUCAGCAGCAUCAGCAAUCUCAGCAGCAUCAGCAGGGUAUGAUGAUAAACAGCAACAUGGGCUCUCAAGUUAGCCAAGUAAAUCAAGUUCAGAUAAACCAAGUGAAUCAAGUCGGGCAAGUGGGUCAAGUGGGGCAGCUGGGGGGCAAGGGUCCGCGCGCCGCGCCGAUGGACGGGCUAGAGGCCGCGCGACAGCAGAACCUGGAGAAGAUCCAGCACCUGCAGCAGACGCUAGAGGCGGCGCACCAGCAGGAGGCGCAGUUUAAGUCGCAGAUGGAUAUCGUGUCGCACCUGCAUGCUGCACAGCAGCAGGAGCAGCACUACAAGCAGCUGGAGGAGCAACAACGCAAAGCUCAGCUACAGGCCCACAUGCAACAAAUGCGUGGACCUAAUCCUCGCCUGGUCCGUCCAAUGCUACCCGCAAACCCUGGUCUGAGGCAUUUGUUGCAACAGCAGCCACAGUACAGGCCGGGGACCGCGGCGGUGCGGCCGAGCGCUCAAACACAACAAUAUGACGAUAUGAGUAAUUACAAUGACUUUAUGUAAAAUAUAAAAUAUUUUAACA
Molecule: messenger RNA, 2113 nt
Organism: Melitaea cinxia (Glanville fritillary)
Lineage: Eukaryota; Metazoa; Arthropoda; Insecta; Lepidoptera; Nymphalidae
Product: mediator of RNA polymerase II transcription subunit 25-like
Exons: 14
Coding region: 1-2094 (697 amino acids)
Biological process (GO): positive regulation of transcription by RNA polymerase II
Cellular component (GO): mediator complex; transcription regulator complex
Source: RefSeq, a predicted model, not a curated record